Molecule: messenger RNA, 903 nt
Organism: Drosophila kikkawai
Lineage: Eukaryota; Metazoa; Arthropoda; Insecta; Diptera; Drosophilidae
Product: calcyphosin-like protein
Molecular function (GO): calcium ion binding
Source: RefSeq, a predicted model, not a curated record
GGCAAAGUAACAAGUAUCUUGCAGUUAUCCAUUCAGUGGGGUGACUAUAAAAAGAGAAAACUCCAUCAAAUUUCAGACAAAAAUAGGAGAAGGUCUAUUCAAAAGAAGAAAAAAAAAAAGAUACGAAAAUGGACUCCCCCAACAACGACCUGUACACCCUCGAGGCAAACCUGGUGAGCAAGUCGCUCCGGGAACUGACAGAUGGCGCCGACAAGGAUCCCAUCACCAAGCUGCGACUGCUAUGCUUUAGCCGCGGAGCAACAGGCAUUCUGGGCCUGGGCAGAGCCUUUCGCGCGAUGGACGACGACGGCAGCAAGGCGCUCAACGAGGAGGAGUUCACCACCGGGAUCAAGGACACCGGCCUGGACGUCACGGGGGAGGAGAUCAAGCAGAUGUUUGGCACAUUCGAUGAGGAUGGCAGCGGUUCCAUCAAUAUGACUGAGUUCCUGCUCAAGCUGCGCCCUCCGAUGCCACAAUGCCGCCUGACCAUCAUCGAUCAGGCCUUUGACAAAAUGGAUCGUGACGAUGAUGGCGUUAUAACAAUUGAGGAUCUUAAGAACGUGUACUCGGUGAAGGAGCACCCAAAGUACCAGAGCGGUGAGAAGAGCGAGGACGAGAUCCUUACCGACUUCCUGCACAACUUUGAGGGUGGCCGUGGCAACCUUGAUGGCAAGAUUACUCGAGAGGAGUUUGUCAACUAUUACGCCACCAUCAGUGCCUCCAUUGACAACGACAUGUAUUUCGACCUGAUGAUGCGCCGGGCCUAUGCAAUGUGAAAAUAUAUCUCUGGAGACACCAAAACACAAGCACUCUCAAUCACUUUUAUAGCAUUUAGUCCAACUCAUGCUCUAUUUAUACACUGCUCAGCAAAUAAAUAAAAAGCUCUUGUUGCAAUUAGAUAAA